UAUGCUAACACCCUAUACUUUGUAAUUUGCAUGUACUGCGUUUUUUUCACAAGUGCUUCUUUGCGCACUAUGUGAAGAAAUAUAUUAAAACGCCGAUGUUUUUUAUUGAGUCUCAAUUUGAUUAUAUUGAGAUAUCUUAUACUGCGGGGCUUCCAUGGACUUAUUAUACGCGUUGUGUACCUGCCCAGAAUUGUUCAUCCCUACAGAUUAAAAUCAUGCAAGAUGUAAGGAUGGAACUAAUGGAUGUAUUGCCAAAACAAAGCAAUAUUUCAGCAAUAGGAUUCCUGAUUCUAUCCAAUCUUGGUCACACGCAUCUAUUGCCGGAGACUUGGCAUAACCCUGCCGAAUCUGGUACAAAAGAGGCUAUUGCAAAGCAGUUUGCAGAUUGGUACUUUCAUGGGAAAACUGUGCAAUUCAUCCCAGACUGUCCACAUCUUUAUGGCUGUAUUUGAAAGUUGCCAUGUGAUAAGUGAACAAUGGAGUUCCAGUUCCACUUCAACAUUACUCUCUUAAACGUACCUUGUUGAAAUUAAUUAUUAUGGGGUUG
This is a messenger RNA of Cuscuta campestris, 547 nucleotides long. The record is from the annotation of a GenBank genome assembly. NCBI's taxonomy places the organism in Eukaryota, Viridiplantae, Streptophyta, Magnoliopsida, Solanales, Convolvulaceae.